Messenger RNA from Pleurotus ostreatus (oyster mushroom), 2526 nucleotides. RefSeq lists its product as uncharacterized. The transcript has 9 exons. Bases 1 to 2526 code for a protein of 841 amino acids. Gene Ontology annotation, biological process: endoplasmic reticulum to Golgi vesicle-mediated transport; retrograde vesicle-mediated transport, Golgi to endoplasmic reticulum; intra-Golgi vesicle-mediated transport. The record is from RefSeq and is a predicted model, not a curated record. Gene Ontology annotation, cellular component: COPI vesicle coat. Gene Ontology annotation, molecular function: structural molecule activity; protein binding. NCBI's taxonomy places the organism in Eukaryota, Fungi, Basidiomycota, Agaricomycetes, Agaricales, Pleurotaceae.
AUGCUGUUUGAAGUCUCCCGGAAACUUUUCUCGCGGUCAGACCGCGUCAAGGGAGUUGAUUUCCAUCCCACAGAGCCAUGGCUGCUCACCGGGCUGUAUAAUGGAACGGUUAACAUCUACAACCACGAAACCGGCGCCCUCAUCAAGACAUUUGAAGUCGCAGAGGUUCCGGUGCGCUGCGUAAAAUUCAUCGCCCGCAAGAACUGGUUUGUCGCGGGAUCGGAUGACUUCCAGCUUCGCGUUUUCAAUUACAACACACACGAGAAAGUCACGACAUUCGAAGCGCACCCGGAUUACAUACGGUGUCUCGCCGUUCACCCGUCGGCGAGCAUAGUGAUAACGGGAAGUGAUGAUAUGACGAUCAAGGCAUGGGACUGGGAGAAAGGCUGGAAGAAUAUCCAGAUCUAUGAAGGCCAUACGCAUUAUAUCAUGAACCUUGCCUUCAACCCGAAAGACACGAACACAUUCGCCUCAGCGUGUCUUGACCGAACUGUCAAAAUGUGGUCUAUUGGCUCCCCCACCCCGAAUUUCACGAUGGAGGCCCAUGAGAAGGGGGUGAAUUACGUCGAAUUCUACCCCGGCGCCGACAAACCCUACCUUGUUACCACUGGUGAUGAUAAGACAGUCAAAGUCUGGGACUAUUUGAGCAAGAGUUGCGUUCAGACGAUGGAAGGCCACACCAAUAACGUUUCAUUCGCCGUAUUCCACCCCAACCUCCCCAUCAUAAUAUCCGGUAGUGAAGAUGGUACGGUCAAAAUAUGGAAUAGUGGGACGUAUCGCAUCGAAAACACGCUGAGCUACGCAUUGGAACGCGCCUGGUGUGUAUCGUUGCGGAAGAGCGCAAAUGAAGUCGCCGUUGGGUUCGACGAGGGCGUCGUAAUCGUCAAACUGGGUCGCGAUGAACCGACCUUCAGCAUGGACCAUUCAGGCAAACUCAUCUAUACGCGCAACAACGAGGUCAUGUCUGGUAACCUCCAGUUGAUCUCGGACGAGUCGGUGACGGAGGGCGCCCGCAUCCCCAUCCCAGUCAAGGAGAUCGGGACCACUGAAGUCUUUCCCACAUCCCUCAUCCAUUCACCCAACGGUCGGUUCGUGACCGUCGUCGGCGACGGAGAGUAUAUCACGUACACAGCAUUGGCGUGGCGCAACAAGUCCUUCGGGAAUGGCAUAUCGUUUGCGUGGGCGCCAGACUCAAAUACAUACGCGGUUCUCGAAAGCAAGGUUAAGUUGAAGGUAUACAAGAACUUCAAGGAGCGAGGGGGCGUUGGAAUGAAAGGUGUUGGAAGCUGGUCUAUGGAUGCCCUACACGGAGGAACUCUGCUUGGUGCGCGGGGCGCAGGAUUUGUUAUGUUCUGGGAUUGGGACAGCGGGGAAAUUGUUCGCCGAAUAGACGUUGACGCCAAGCAGGUGUAUUGGUCCGGCACCGGUUCGUUGGUAGCCAUCGCGGCCGAAGACUCGUUUUACAUCCUGCGCUUCGAUCGAGACGCAUAUAAUGAGAAGCUAGAAGAGGGCGCACAGAUAACGGACGAGGGUGUUGAGGAGGCCUUCGAGGUCAUAGCCGAUGUCCCCGAAAGCGUUCGAACGGCUAAAUGGAUAGGCGAUUGCUUCAUAUAUACAACGACGACAAACCGACUGUGUUACUUCGUUGGCAGUGAAUCCUACACCAUCAGCCCUUUCGACACCCCAUUGUACCUUAUGGGCUACAUUCCGGCCCAUAACCGUGUAUACCUCGCCGACAAGGACGUCAAUGUAUUCAGUUAUUCGCUCUCUCUUAGCAUGGUGGAAUACCAGACGGCAAUACUUCGAGGUGACAUGGAGUCUGCCACAGAAAUAUUACCAACACUCCCCAAGGAGCAGCUCAACAAAGUUGCCCGCUUCCUUGAAAGCCGAGACCUCAAGGAGCUGGCGCUUCAGGUGACAACUGAUCCUGAUCACAAGUUCGACCUCUCGCUGCAGCUCGAUGACCUCGACAGUGCCGUCCAGAUUGCUAGGACGGUGCCAGAAGCCGAAGCCGAAGCAAAGUGGAAAUCAUUGGGAGACCGGGCGCUUACGGUUUGGCGAUUUGACCUUGCCCGUGAAUGCUUCGAAAAGGCAGGGGAUCUGAGCGCGUUGAUGCUGUUGCUAUUAUCUACCGGCGAUAGGGACGGAUUGAGUAAACUGGCUGUUUCAGCAGAGGAGAAAGGCCAAAAUAAUCUUGCGUUUGCGAUACUCUUGCAGCUCGGGGAUGCGAAGGCGUGUGUCGACUUGCUGGCUAAGACUCAGCGCGCGCCAGAAGCUGCCCUUUUCGCUCGAACGUAUCUCCCAAGCUACGCGCCGGUCGCAGUAGACGCAUGGCAUGCCGAUCUCAAGGCCAAAGGCCGACCUAAAAUUGCAGCUUCAGUCGCGCAUCCGAGCAAACAUGCCGAUUUGUUUGAGGAGGGUUGGGAAGACGCAUUGGGGAAGGAAAAACAAAGCGGCUCAGACGAACCGCGCGAGAGACAGUCAUCAUCUGGCACGGAUGAUGGGGUUCUAGUAGAUGCUGCUUAG